Molecule: messenger RNA, 5877 nt
Organism: Amyelois transitella
Lineage: Eukaryota; Metazoa; Arthropoda; Insecta; Lepidoptera; Pyralidae
Product: endoplasmic reticulum metallopeptidase 1
Exons: 11
Coding region: 138-2846 (902 amino acids)
Biological process (GO): proteolysis
Molecular function (GO): metalloexopeptidase activity
Source: RefSeq, a predicted model, not a curated record
CCGUAAUACGAGAGUAAUACAAAACAAAAUGUUGAAAAUUGUGUUGUCUAAGAGUGGAUGCUGUGCUAUAUUAUAAGUAAUUUAAUCAAAAUUGUGUAGAAAAUUUAGAAAAUAUUGUCUCUAGCACAAAUAAUAUAAUGGAGAGUGCGGACAACAGCGGGAUGGUGAAGGAGAACGUGUCGCCGAGGCCGCCGCUGGCGCUGCGCUGGCUGGCGGCGCUGGUGGCGCUGACGGCGGCCGCGCUGCUGCUGGCCGCGCGCUUCGACGCCGCGCUGCCCGCCGCGCUGCCGCCCACUACGGCUGACCGCUUCAGCGGGGAGGCGGCACAUCUCUAUCUCCGAAACCUCACCUCAAUCGGACCCAGGGUGGCGGGCAGCUACGAGAACGAGGUGUGGACGGUGGGCACGCUGGUGCGGCUGGUGCGCGCGCUGGCGGCGGACGCGGCGCCGCACAACGUGGUGGAGCUGGACCGGCACGAGGCGGCCGGCGCCUUCAACCUCACCUUCUUCGACGGCAUGAACAACGUGUACCGCGACGUGCAGAGCGUGAUGGCGCGCGUGCGCGGCGCGGGCGGCGUGCGCGCACACGAGCCCGCGCUGUUGCUCAACUGCCACUUCGACACCGUGCCCGACAGCCCGGGCGCCAGCGACGACGGCGCGGGCUGCGCGGUGCUGCUGGAGACGCUGCGCGCGCUGGCGGCCUCGGGCGAGCCGCUGCGGCGCCCCGUCGUGUUCCUGUUCAACGGCGCGGAGGAGAACAUCAUGCAGGGCGCGCACGCGUUCGUGACCGCGCACCGCUGGGCGCGCGCCGUGCGCGUGUUCCUCAACCUGGAGGCGUGCGGCGCGGGCGGCCGCGAGGUGCUGUUCCAGGCCGGCCCGCGGGACCCCUGGCUCAUAGAGGCGUACGCGAGCGCGGUGCCGUACCCGUUCGCGUCGUCGCUGGCGCAGGAGCUGUUCGAGAGCGGCGCGCUGCCCGGCGACACCGACUUCCGCAUCUUCCGCGACUUCGGCAAGCUCUCGGGGCUGGACUUCGCGUGGAGCGCGAACGGGUACGUGUACCACACGGCGCUGGACACGUGGCGGCGCGUGCCGGCCGCCGCGCUGCAGCGCACCGGCGACAACGUGGUGGCGCUGGCGCGGCGGCUGCUGGCGGCGCCCGAGCUGGCGGCGCCGCCCGCCGCGCGCGCGCCGCUCGUGUACUUCGACGUGCUGGGCGUGCUCGUGCUGCGCGCCGCGCCCGCCGCCGCCGCCGCGCUGGCGCUGGCCGCCGCCGCGCUCGUGCUGCUCAACGUGCACGCGCACGCCGCGCAGGCGCGGCGGCAGCUGUUCGUGCGGCGCGCGGCGUGGUGGCGCGCGGUGGGCGGCGCGGCGCUGUGGCUGGCGGGCGGCGGCGCGGCCGGCGUGCUGCUGAGCGCGGCGCUGGCCGGGCUGCUCGCGCUCUGCGACGCCAGCCUCGCCUUCUACUCGCGCGACUGGCUGCUGGCGCCGCUCGCCGCCUUGCCCGCGAUCACGGUGUCGUGGUGGGCCAUGCUGCGCUGGGCGCGCGGCGCGGCGUGGGCGGGCGCGCGCGGCUGGUGGCGCGCGCGCGCGGCGCGGGACGGCGCGGCGCUGCUGGGCGCGGCGGCGCUCGUGGCCAGCGCGGCGCUGCGCCUGCGCUCCGGCUACCUGCCGCUGGCGGGCACGCUGCUGGGCGCGCUGGCCGACCGCCUGGGCGCGCUGGCGCCCGAGGGCGCGCGCGGCGACGCGGCGCGCGCGUGGCUGUGGGGCGCGAGCGCGGCGCUGCCGGCGCUGCAGAGCUGGUACCUGCUGCUGGCGCUGCUGAGCACGCUGGCGCCCAUCGCGGGCCGCGCCGGCUCGCCCGCGCUGCCGGCGGACGCGCUGCUGCUGGCGCUGACGGCGGCCGUGGCGCAGUGGGCGGCCGGCUGGCUGCUGCCCUUCGUGCUGGUCACGCGGAGGCCGCAGAUACUCAUGUACAUAUCGGCGCUGGUGUCGUGCGUGACCCUGUUGCUGGUGGCGAGCGGGCCGCUGUACGCGCCGUACAGCGCCGAGCGGCCGCAGCGGCUGUUCGUGUUCCACGCGCGCCGCACGCUGCACGCGCCGCUGUUCCCCGCCGCGGGCACGCCCAGCACGCCCAGCACGCCGGCAGACCGCGACAACGCCACGCACGAGGACGUGUUCUGGGUGCCCGAGCUGGACGCCAACACGGCGCGCACCGUCCGCGAGAUGGCGGGCAAGGCCGGCCUUGAGAUGGUGCCGGCGUCGGACGAGUGCGCGCGCUGGGUGUACUGCGGCGCGCCGUACUACCUGCCCGUGCGCGCGCUCGUGCCGCGCGGCCUCACGCUGCGCGCGCGCGCGCCGCCCGCCGUGCGGCUGGGCGCGCGGCUGCGGCUGCAGGAGCUCGGCGCGCGCGUCGCGGAGCUGCACAUCGACCUUACAGGUCCGAACCACGUGGUGCUAAUAAUAUCCCCGACGCGUGGGACGCGCGUGUCGUGGCUGUCGGCGCCGCCCGCGGGCGCGCUGGAGCCGCUGGUCGCGCUGCCGUGGCGCGAGCAGCAGCGCGACACGUACUUCGUGAGCCUGCACGCCGCGCGCCCCGACACGCCGGCGCGCUGGCAGCUCACGCUGCGGCUGGAGCGCGAGGCGGACGGCGAGGCGGCGAGCGGGGCGGACGGCGGGGCGGCGAGCGGGGCGGACGGCGCGCGCUGGGCGUCGCUGUCGCUGUCGGGGCACGCGCUGGCGGCGGGCCGCGCCGCGUGGAGCGCCGCGCACCGCGCGCUGGCCGCCACCGCGCACGCGCACGCGGCCGUCACGGGCUGGGGCGUGCACACGCACCUCUACGUGGUGUAGCGCGCGCUCCGACACGCAUCAUAAUUGCUUUACGACCGGAUUGAACGAUCGCGGCUCGAUAAAUAUAAUACGGUUUUAUUCAAUGUUCAAAUCAAAUAUGGAACAUUAUACAGGUGACUUUUAAAUUCAGCUGCAUAAAUUCAACUGUUAAGUGUACUCAUCUAAAGGAUAUUUAAAAACGUUAAAAGAAAAAUAUCGGUUCAUAUGUUGAAGGUUUUUUAAAUGUGAAAAUGAUGACGUUAAAUUUAAAUAAAAAUAGGCUCAAAUGGCUCAGAAGCAUGGGUGUAGUCUAUGUUUAAAAGGAUGCAGUUGUUUUCAAUGUCACCCUGUAUUUUUAAAGACAAUAAAAAAACGUCGUUAUUCUAUAGCUUUAUAAUUUCUAUUUUUCUCUAAGAGGCUAUUGUUUAAUUUGCGACAUGACAAUUAUGUAUAAAAUGUUAUGAUAUCUUGAAAAACAACAAUACGUAGGAAACAGAUCAGACUUCGAUGAUGAGUGGAACAAUCCGAGAUUAUGGGCUCAUUGUAUCAUGCUAUAAUAUUGUAUCUAUUCAAAUAUUCUAAACAAUUACUUACCGCUUUGUUCCUCAUGCCAUUACUUGCUAGGGACCUUUGGUAUUGUUUCAUUUUGAAUUAAAAGGUAUCAUGUCUCCUAUCUCGGUUCUGCUGCAAGAUUUCUUUUGAAAUAAACAGAACCUUUGUAAUUUUGUUUCUUGUGAUUAUCAGUUUCGAUGUUUUCUGUGUACGUAGUACUUAGUAAAUAAAUAAAAGUUUGACUACAGAGUCAGUAGACUGAGAUUAUAAUGUAAGAGAAUUGCAGCCAGAUACCACACAGAUAAUUUGCGAUCAUUUUCCUAACGAAGAUUAUGACCGGCCCGGUCACAUAUUUAACGCAAACAUAUGUAAGAGCGGGACAGGCUUCUUAUUUAGUUUGUUAUAAAUAAAUACAUAUAUGGGCUCGUCACGCCACAUACGCUAACAUUGUAUUGUGCACAACAAUAUUCUCAGUCUGCCUGAUACGAUGAGUUAAAAAAUACACCAUUGUGACAUGUGUAUAAUUAUAUUUUUAAUUGCAUUUACUAUUUUUAUUGUAUUUUUAUAAGAAUAAGUUGAAACUGUAGCCACAUAUCACAAUCAGACAUUCCAUCCAGUAGCAUAGUGAGGUGAGUGCGUGCGGCGAGAAACACAGGUCGGCAACUCGAGCCGUGCAGACGGAACCCGCCCAAUGUGUUGCUGUUCUUAUCACGUUCAUCUUAUAUCACCGAGGACUUUACGUGAAUGGCGGGGAAAAGUAGUUCGUCUGUGCAGCCCACUGCGAAUUGUCCGUAUCUGUAUCGUUGUGAUCAAUGUCAAUUCUAUUCAAUGCAUGUGAUAUUAACACAUUGUCUUUGUUGGGCAACAAAUAUCUAUGUAGGAAAAUCUACCAGUCUUUUUUUUACUGUUCGUAGACAAAUUGAAUAUGAAUAAUGUGGUGUCUGUAUAAGAUGAUAAUAUUGACUUUGCGUGGUGACGGACGAGCUGAUAACGCGCGUCUCGGCCUUAGAGAUAGACCGGUUGCUAAUAGGGAUGUGGACUGUACUCAAAUAAGUAUAAAAUUUUACCACGAAAAGGUAGUUUCUAUAGUAAAAAUAAUAAAAAACACAAUAUUUUCCUCAAUAAAUAAGGGAUUAUUUUUUUAUUUAAUAAAAUGUAAUUAAAUAUUUCACCCUCAAGUCACGUGACAAUGAACACCAAUCAAAAUGCGUGAUGUCACGCGUUGCACUACAAGAAUUUUCGCUGUCAAAUACUAUGGUGUUUGUUGAUAUUUGGAUCAUAUUAUUACCGUGAUUACCGUCCGAUUAUCUUAGCCACGGAAAUACUUUGUGUAGAAUGAGUCUGUUCUUUUUCUCUUUCACAUUUCGCUAUUGAUUCCAAUCUUUGCCUUUUAACUGCUAAUAGUCGAGUUGUUAUGUUUUCGGUUCGUCUUUUCUAUCGGGUUGACAUGCAAACUUUCUUGCCACACAACCUGCUCUCAGUCUGUUCUGGGAUACUGUGCCCAUUAAAUGAUAUUCUGGAUAAUUCUCCAUAUCAUUGGCAACUAUAAUGAAACUACGAAACAUUGUUUACUUUAUUUCUAACCUAAAAAUUCGAGUUUUCGUCUUUGAAAACUUGAAGAGUUAAAUUAUUUUAAUACAAGUAAAUGUAACAAAUAUUAUCAAACUUACAUCAAAAUGAUCCUCACAGAAAUACAUUUUACUUUGUGUAGAUACAAGUGCCGGAUCCCGACGGGCUAAUUAAAGCCAAUUUUUCAGCAUCGUUUUUGUACGUGGAACGUGAAUAAACAGUUUUUCAGGUGUUUUAAUAGUUGUAAUUUUACACUGCGGCACCGCACAAUAUUUAUAAAAUUUUGAAUUCAUAUUAUUAUCACACAACUAUGAAAUAACUAUUCAUUGCAUACAACUUCGACAAUAUUUUAUAACGCGUGACAUCACAGAGGCCGUUUGACAGGUAUCCGCGUUUUAGCGCGAAAUUUUAAAUGGAAUUUUAAAUAAAUUAUUUUAAAGGUAUUACUUCAAAUAAAAAAAUAAUAAUAAAUAGUUUGGGUUAUAUUUGGUACUUAUGCAUGGUUUUAAACACUUUCCCAAAAAUAGUCCACAUCCCUAUUGUAUGUUUGUUCGUGUGUUUAUUAUUUAUCAAUAUAAUAAUUGAUGUUGUGUUCCCAAAAUUUAUUUUAUUGCAGAUUCGAUUUUUUUUUGACUCGAAUACGGAUAUGUUAUUGUAUAUUGGAGUGACCAUCACAAUUUAUGUUAAAAUAGAGGAAUAAAAUGUAUUUGAAAUCAACUGUAUGAAUCAUACAUAUGUAACAUAAAAAGUAAGUACCUCCCCAGAUACCGUAUGUACUGUACGUGUAUGUGAGAGGCCUCAUGCCGGCAUAUAAAACACGCGGAAGCCCUGAGCGGCGUUACUGCGUGCUGUCGCUUUGUAAGGUUAUCAUUAGCUUUGUUCAAAUAAUGAUGUUAAGUUUUAAAUAAAUAAUGGGUUUUAUUGUUGAAAA